This is a messenger RNA of Oreochromis aureus, 4465 nucleotides long. It is a transcript of the gene ap1b1, whose product is annotated as adaptor related protein complex 1 subunit beta 1. Lineage: Eukaryota; Metazoa; Chordata; Actinopteri; Cichliformes; Cichlidae. The coding region runs from base 151 to 2997 and encodes 948 amino acids. The transcript has 22 exons. Gene Ontology annotation, molecular function: clathrin binding. Gene Ontology annotation, cellular component: clathrin adaptor complex; membrane coat. Gene Ontology annotation, biological process: vesicle-mediated transport; intracellular protein transport. The record is from RefSeq and is a predicted model, not a curated record.
UCAUUAUGACCAGCCCUGUAUGAAUGAGAGCUGACGUUGCCUGCCUGUUGUUAUUUUGUUAAAAGACGGAAGUAAAUCAAGUAGGAGGGGACGAAGGCCAUCACAGUAACUGCUACGCUUGUCACGGAGAAUCGACAAUUUGGAUCCAAGAUGACGGACUCCAAGUACUUCACCACUACUAAGAAAGGGGAGAUCUUUGAGCUCAAAGCAGAGCUCAAUAGUGAUAAGAAAGAGAAGAAGAAGGAGGCUGUAAAGAAGGUCAUUGCAUCCAUGACAGUGGGCAAGGAUGUCAGUGCUCUGUUCCCAGAUGUUGUGAACUGCAUGCAGACAGAUAACCUGGAACUGAAGAAGCUGGUCUACCUCUACUUGAUGAACUACGCAAAAAGCCAGCCAGACAUGGCGAUCAUGGCUGUUAACACCUUUGUGAAGGACUGUGAAGACCCCAACCCUCUGAUCCGGGCUCUUGCUGUUCGUACCAUGGGCUGCAUCCGUGUGGACAAGAUCACAGAGUACCUCUGCGAGCCUUUGAGAAAAUGUCUGAAGGAUGAAGACCCAUACGUGAGGAAGACGGCUGCUGUUUGUGUAGCAAAGCUUCAUGAUAUCAAUGCCCAGUUGGUGGAGGAUCAAGGCUUCCUGGACACCCUUAAAGAUCUCAUCUCUGACUCCAACCCUAUGGUUGUAGCAAAUGCAGUAGCAGCGCUGUCUGAGAUUGCUGAGUCUCAUCCCAAUAGUAAUCUAAUGGACCUGAACCCUCAGACCAUAAACAAGUUGCUGACAGCUCUUAAUGAGUGCACAGAGUGGGGACAGAUAUUCAUCCUUGACUGUCUGGCCAAUUACACACCUCGUGAUGACCGGGAGUCCCAAAGCAUCUGUGAGCGUGUGACCCCACGGCUCUCGCAUGCCAACUCUGCAGUGGUGUUGUCAGCGGUUAAAGUUUUAAUGAAGUUCAUGGAGAUGCUGCCCAAAGACUUGGACUAUUAUGGCACUUUACUGAAGAAGCUCGCCCCUCCACUGGUUACUCUCCUCUCUGCUGAGCCUGAGUUGCAGUAUGUGGCGCUGAGAAAUAUCAAUCUCAUUGUCCAGAGACGCCCGGAGAUCCUGAAGCACGAAAUGAAGGUUUUUUUUGUCAAGUACAAUGACCCCAUCUACGUCAAACUGGAGAAGCUGGACAUUAUGAUUCGCCUAGCAUCUCAAGCCAAUAUUGCUCAGGUGCUGGCAGAGUUGAAGGAGUAUGCCACUGAGGUGGAUGUGGACUUUGUGCGUAAAGCGGUCAGAGCCAUUGGCCGCUGUGCCAUCAAAGUUGAGCAAUCAGCCGAGCGCUGUGUCAGCACACUGCUAGACCUCAUCCAGACUAAGGUCAACUAUGUGGUGCAAGAGGCCAUUGUGGUCAUCAAGGACAUCUUCCGCAAGUACCCUAACAAGUACGAGAGUGUGAUUGCCACUCUGUGUGAAAAUCUGGACUCUCUGGAUGAGCCGGAGGCGCGUGCCGCCAUGAUCUGGAUUGUAGGAGAGUACGCCGAGCGCAUCGACAAUGCUGAUGAGCUGCUGGAGAGCUUUUUGGAGGGUUUCCAUGAUGAAAGCACUCAGGUGCAGUUGCAGCUCCUGACUGCAAUCGUCAAAUUGUUCCUGAAAAAGCCAACGGAGACCCAAGAGCUGGUGCAGCAGGUUCUAAGCCUAGCCACACAGGACUCUGAUAACCCAGACCUAAGAGACCGAGGCUACAUCUACUGGCGUCUGCUCUCGACAGACCCUGUGGCUGCCAAAGAGGUGGUUCUGGCUGAGAAGCCGCUGAUCUCUGAGGAGACAGAUCUGAUUGAGCCUACACUGCUGGAGGAACUUAUCUGCCACAUUGGUACUCUGGCCUCUGUCUACCACAAGCCACCCAGUGCCUUUGUUGAGGGCAGCCGCGGAGUUCAGCACAAGAGACUCCCUGGCAGUACUGAAUCUGGGGAGAGUGAGAGCCCUGACACAACUUCUGCUGCUGCAGUUUCUGAUGCCCCUCCGGCUGUCAUCCCAUCCCAGGGAGACCUGCUGGGAGAUCUUCUCAAUCUCGACCUGACACCUCCCACCACCACUGGACCACCACCACCAGCCUCUAGUGGCAUGCAAAUGGGUGCUAUGGACCUUCUUGGAGGAGGACUUGACAGCCUGCUUGGAGGAGACCUUGGUGGAAGUCCUGCUAUUGGGGCUGGUUUUGGUGCUCCCCCAGCUGCAAUGCCAGCCUCUUUCAGUGCCCCUGUCAGCGGCGGUCUGGAUGACCUGUUUGAUCUCGGAGGUGGAGUUGGUAUGCCUAUGGGAGCCUACAGCGCCCCCAAAACUGUUUGGCUUCCAGCUAUGAAGGCCAAGGGCUUGGAGAUAUCAGGCACUUUCGCCCGCCGAUCUGGGGUCAUCCAAAUGGAGAUGACCCUCACCAAUAAAGCUAUGAGUGUCAUGACUGAUUUUGCUAUACAGUUUAACAGAAACAGCUUUGGUCUCGCUCCAGCUGGUCCACUGCAGGUUCUGACUCCUCUAAACCCAAACCAGAGUAUUGAAGUGACUCUUCCCCUCAAUACUGUGGGACCUGUCAUGAAGAUGGAGCCUCUUAACAACUUGCAGGUGGCUGUUAAGAACAACAUUGACGUAUUCUACUUCAGCUGCCAGUACCCCAUCAGCAUGCUGUUUGUAGAGGACGGGAAGAUGGAGCGGCAAGUUUUUCUUGCUACAUGGAAAGACAUUCCUAAUGACAAUGAGGCCCAGUUUCAGAUCAAAGACUGUCAUCUCAGCUCAGAUGCAGCAUCCAACAAACUGCAGGGUAGCAACAUCUUCACCAUAGCCAAGCGCACAGUGGACGGUCAGGACAUGCUGUAUCAGUCCAUGAAGCUCACCAAUGGCAUCUGGGUGCUGGCUGAGAUGAGGGUGCAGGCAGGAAACCCAGUCUACACAGUCUCUCUGAAGUGCAGAGCUGCAGAGGUUUCCCAGUGGGUGUUCCAGAGCUACGAGGCGGUGCUGAAGAACUGAACAAACAAGCCUGUGCAUCCACCCAGCCGCAGCCCUUGCAGACUACCAUCUCACUCUCGCUCUCUCUCAUUCUCUCUCGCCUGACCCGCGAACCACAUCACAGCCUCACGCAGUGCCGGGAGCCGCUUCCCGCUGCGUUCGGUCGGGACACUGCAGUCCUCAUGUUGCCCAACCAUUUCAUCAGGAUGGUUAAUGGGUCUGUCGGCCCUUCCUUUCUUGCUUGCUUUCUUCCUUUUUUCCCCUCCAAUGCUGCAGAGAGAUGUGGUAACUCUCUUGGCUGCCCUUAUCCUGUCCCCAUCUUUGUUCACACCACAUGCUUCAGUUUCAGGAAAUCAUCCCAAGCUAAAUUAUCUGAAUUCAGGUCCCCUGUUCUCCCCUGUCCGAGCCAACAACAAUCUUUAUUCGUUUUUUUUUUGGGGGGGGGGGCGGCAGACGGCUCUGAAUGUUUCUCUGCAUGAGGCGCUUUUAUCAUUUUCAAGCCCUGCUACACUCUCUCUCUCUCUCUCAUUGGAGUCUAUUUUUAGCACCUGUGAUCAGCAGGUGAAUCAUCACUUUCACCAUAUUUAUUUGGGGGUUAAUUUCAAUUAAGAUGUCAGACAGGAGAGGCUUUGACUGCCUUUUAGCUUCUCUCUCUGUGAAGGGGAUAAAAGGCUGUGUGGAUCUUAAUAGAGCCACAUAAUUACAUCUAAAAAAAAAAAGAAAAAUUACACUAUUGUUUUUGUCUUUUAUAGUUUUCUUUUAGUAUCUGGUUAUCAGGGGGAUCAUCGUCUGUCCCCGAAAGCAGAAUGUCUGUUUUUCUGUGUGCAUGGAAACUGUGUGUUACUGCGUGUAUAAUUUUUACAUCAACAUCGCAACAUUUUAUAGACUAGCAGCAGUUGUCCUCGGACUACUCUCUUACUCAGUCAUUCCAUGGUUUAAUUUGUGUUCAUAGUCUCGUUUAGCGCACAUGCUGCAAACUGGGAGAGAGGCUCAGGUGGCGCGAGUUUUAUAAGUGUCGGCGCUCUCUGCGUCAGCAGCGCCGGCCACCCCGGGCUCUCUGCCACUUUGCUCUCCGUGUAUCCACGCUGCAGCUCUCUCGAGGUCCACGCCUUACCUGACAUGAAGGCUCAGGUGGAAAAUAAAUCAAAACAGCUGAUGCCAUAGUUUGUAACACUUCUGAGUCACAAGCGCACAUGUAGGUAGCAGGCAGCGUUCGCUAAAACAAAGCUGGAUCAACAUGCAGCGUCUCUAUUUGAGCUGCAGGCUCCGCUGAUUAAUUGGAUUCCUUUUAGCGAGCUGGUACACCGACUCUACCGGCGCUACAGGAUCAGCACGGAGGCUGUGUAUUCUGAGUGUGUGUCUUUGUGUGUGAUGCAGCUGAUACUUAUGACAUGCUGUACAAAAAAAAAAAUCAGAUGUUUAAUCAGAUGUUUGUUUUUUCAUUGUGUGUACAUCAUUUGAAGAACUAUUAAAAGUCUUGAUUAAUUCA